AUGGCACCAACUCAAUUAGAGAUUAAGGUUAAAUCUUUACAAAGAUUAAUGAAGGAAGAAAACUACUAUAUUCAGGAGAAGAAAGAUCAGAAAGAACUUCUUGAAAAAUUAGAAGCAGAUAAGGAGGUUGAUCCAUAUGAGUUAAAGAAACAAAAAGAAAUUUUAGAGGAUACAGAAAGAUUGUUACCUAUAUUAUACAAUAAAAUCAGACAAUUUAAAGAAGAUUUAGAAGAAUAUUUAAAAACAUAUGAAGGUGAUGAAAACACUGAUCUGGCUGUGACUAUGGUUUCCAAAGCCAAUGAUAUGUUAGCAUCAAAGGUAUGA
Messenger RNA from Arxiozyma heterogenica, 324 nucleotides. It is a transcript of the gene RBL2, whose product is annotated as Rbl2p. Gene Ontology annotation, biological process: post-chaperonin tubulin folding pathway; tubulin complex assembly. Bases 1 to 324 code for a protein of 107 amino acids. The record is from RefSeq and is a predicted model, not a curated record. Gene Ontology annotation, molecular function: beta-tubulin binding. Gene Ontology annotation, cellular component: microtubule cytoskeleton; cytosol. Lineage: Eukaryota; Fungi; Ascomycota; Saccharomycetes; Saccharomycetales; Saccharomycetaceae. The transcript has a single exon.